GGGCUCGGACGUCACCGUGCGGCCGGCCGCGGGCGCCCUGGUGCGCCUCUCGGGCUGGAGCUACAGCUUUCAACCAGGCCUGCCAGCGCCAGUCUCCAACUGCACAGCCAUGGAGGCCCUGGGUACUGGGAGCGGCCGCACCUCCCCGGCCUCAGCCACUGGAAGCCUGGACUUGCGACGGCUGUCCACGCGCGCCGACUCGGCCUACAGCUCUUUCUCCGCGGCAUCUGGUGGUCCGGAGAUGCACACACCAUCCCCUGGCACCGAGAUCCUCCCUUACCUAGACUGGGACUACGUGCGCGUCGUUUGGGGUAGCAGAUCCCCUACCCCGCGGGACGCUGUCCUUCCAACUACCCAGCGGCCGGAGCCAGUAGUCGCUGGGCACAGUGACCCGCGGCCCCCAGAGGUCCAAGGAAGCCAGGGAUCCCUGAACAGACAGGACACGCCACUGCUGUACGCGUUGGCAGCCGAGGCUGAGGCUGGUGCACUCACCGCUGAGCCGCCCAGCCCCCCAGCCUCACGAGCAGCCUACCGCCAGCGGCUGCAGGGUGCGCAGCGACGAGUGCUGCGGGAGACGUCCUUCCAGCGAAAGGAGCUCCGCAUGAGCCUGCCUGGGCGUCUGCGGCCCGCGAUCACCACGCGGCCACCCACGGUGCACGCGCGCUCUGCCUCUAGCAGCCACGAGGUAGGAGAAGCGGAGCUGGCGCGCACCGCGGCCCGAGAGCUGGGUGUUCCUGGCCGGGGGCGUCUGGCCAGCCAGCAGCGGAUGUGCUGUUUCUCAGAGCCAGGCAAACUGAAUCGCGUGGGUUGGAGCGGCGGACCCACGGGUGAGGGCUUGAGAGAGGCUUGUUCCACCCAGGAGUUGCAGCGUGGGGCGCAGGCUAAGCCCAAAAGGCUGCUGCAGGAGACUCAGUCCCUAAGCUCAGUGGAGCUGGACUCGCCGUCCGUGAAUCUUCGCAGUGCCUGUAGGCCUGCGGGUCGCAGUCAGAGCAUAUCAGGCGAGGUCAUGGGUCGCCGCACGGGUUCAGAAAGGACUCUGGCCACUGUCCAGGCUGUUCCUCAAAGGACGGAAACCCCCAGACCUUUACUUCAGAUCAAGUUUUCCAGGGUCCCUGCCUCUAGGUUCUUGACUCAGAAGGAGGCGGCAGUGGUGCAUCCUGCAGAGGUCCUCCAGAGUAGCCCAGCUGACUCUGGUCAGGGGGUCCCCGAGACCAUCUCGGUGUCUACUCCGCACCCCUCCCUCCCGGAUGACGAUGUGUUCCUGGAAGAAGCUGAGACACCAUCACCUCAAGAGCCUAGUGCCCCCCAGGGGCUCCCAACCAGGGAUCUCCACGCCUCUGACCAGCGGUCUGAAAAUGACCUAAUCAAAAAAGCUGGCCAGAUUACAGCCUCGGCAGAGAGCCUCUUCCACAAGGGCCCAGCGAUCACAGGAGCGGAAGACAAUUGUCAAGGCCUGAACGGUUCUGAGGGUUCCUCCAGACCCACAAGCCAUAGCCCUCCUGGGACUACAAAUGACGUCCCAACCUUUGACACUACUGGACUGCUGACCACUGGUCCCUCUACAGCUACAAAGAACAAUCCCCUCAAGCAUCCCUCAGUCGAUGUCCUGCGACCUGUAGGCUCUGAGACCUCAGGUCUCCCUCACCACACUUCCCUGACCUGGGGCCAGCCUGGACUUAAGCCGACCUGGCCUAGUCGGCAUUUUGAGGAGCUGGUUCAGCAGCUAGCCAGACUGGAUCCUUCUUUGAGUGACACUUUUGCUGCCCAGCCGGGUCCAGAGCCUCCUCUGGGUCUGCUGGAUGGACUCUUUCCUGCCAACGCUGCCGAGGUCUUGGCUGCGAUGAGGCCAGCCUGUGAGGACGCAGGAGAGGAGACCGCUGGAGCUUCGGAGGCAGGGUCCUGUGGAAGCCCCUUCACCCAGGAACUGCCGACUGCCCAGGAAGCAUCAAGGUUGGAAAACUCUAACCCUCACCCUGUGCCUGACCAGUCAAAUGACCAGGGACUCCCAAAACCAGACAGCAUUCAGGCCAAGAAAGUGGAACUAGCCCACCUUCUCCAGAAGAUGCUCCAGGAUCUUCACACUGAGCAGGAGAGACUGCGGGGUAAGGCUGCAGACUGGACCCAAUGUCACGAAGACCUGGAGGCUGCAGUGAGUCAAGCCUGUACACCCCGGGAGCUGGAGCGAUUCCGUCAGUUCAUGACUGAUCUAGAGCGCGUGCUUGGUCUUCUGCUGCUGCUGGGCAGCCGCCUGGCCCGUGUGAACCUCGCCUUGGCCAGGGUGGGCUCAGACAGCGAUCCUGAUGAGAGGGCUUCGCUGCUGCAGCGACUGCGGCUUCUACAGCGACAGCAGGAGGACGCUAAGGAGCUGAAAGAGCACGUAGCGCGGCGGGAGCAAGCCCUUCGUCAGGUGUUGGAGCGGGAGCUGCCCGCAGAGCAUCUGCGCUCCUAUUGUGUGCUGCUGGCCGCCAAGGCCCGGAUCCUAUCCCAGCAGCGCAGCCUGGACGACCGAAUCCGGUUCCUUAAGGAACAGCUGGACACCAUCUGGAACGACUUCAGUUAUUACCCCCUUUCUCCCAGACUGUCCUGGGCCCCAGGAAUCGGUCCUCUGAAUAAGCCACUUUUUCCUGCCACCCCUAUCUAGUUACAGGUGGUGGAGGUGAGGGUAUUGUUCAGGCUCACAGUCCACUGGGGCCAUGUUUUCUAUCGAGAGAGCUUUCCCUUGAGGGAUUAGAGAGGCCUCAGACUAGGCCUUCCCAGGACACAUUUCCCACAGGGUUCUCCUGGGGCCUUACUCAAGCUUGUGAUUACUUGGGAAUUAAUGUAUGGGUCUUACAAACUGCAGUAUUCAGUAGGGCGGUGGUGGCACACCCUUAAUCCCAGCACUCCAGAGGCCCCAGAGGCAG
Microtus ochrogaster (prairie vole) is the source of this 2903-nucleotide messenger RNA. It is a transcript of the gene Shroom1, whose product is annotated as shroom family member 1. Gene Ontology annotation, cellular component: cortical actin cytoskeleton; adherens junction; apical junction complex. Gene Ontology annotation, biological process: cell morphogenesis; actin filament bundle assembly. The record is from RefSeq and is a predicted model, not a curated record. Lineage: Eukaryota; Metazoa; Chordata; Mammalia; Rodentia; Cricetidae. Gene Ontology annotation, molecular function: actin filament binding.